AGCGGGGGCGCGCACAGCACCAAUAUAUCAUUUUACUGAUAUUUUUGCGCUGAAUAUGAGACGCGGGGGUCCUGAAGAGCACCAGAGAGCGACGGUUUCUCCUUCUGUCCGUCUCUCUCAGACACAAUGGCAGUGGACAAGCGCUUGGCUUAUUCUAUCGUUCAGUUCCUCAGAGAUCAGACUCACUGUGGCUCGCUGAAUUCAGAUGAACAGGAGAGUCUGGAAGUAGCAGUGCAGUGUCUGGAGACCACCUUCAAGAUCAGCUCCAGUGACUAUCAUCUUGCCGGCCCUCAGCCGCUGAGAGAGGUAUUCCUCAACUCCCUCCUCAAGAAUGAUACUGUUUCAUUACCUGAGACGUUUCCAUCUCCAGAGGACAUCGAGAGAGCCGAGCAGCUGAAAAAUGAGGGGAAUAACCACAUGAAGGAGGAGAAUUAUAGCAGUGCUGUGGACUGUUAUACAAGAGCCAUUGAGUUGGACCAAAGAAAUGCAGUGUACUACUGUAACAGGGCCGCGGCGCACAGUAAGCUGGGACACUACACCGAGGCUACGGGGGACUGUGAGCGAGCCAUCGCCAUCGACCCGGCGUACAGCAAAGCUUACGGCAGAAUGGGAUUGGCACUAACGUCUAUGAGCAAGUAUCCCGAGGCGAUCUCUUAUUUUAAUAAAGCUCUGGUGUUAGAUCCUGAAAACGACACUUACAAAUCCAACCUGAAAAUAGCAGAGCAGAAAAAAAAAGAAGCAUCCAGCCCCACGGCCACAGGACUGGGCUUUGACAUGACCAGCCUCAUCAAUAACCCCGCCUUCAUUAGCAUGGCUGCCAGCGUGAUGCAGAACCAGCAGGUGCAGCAACUCAUGUCGGGCAUGAUGUCUAACGCAGUGGGGGGACCGGCGGCCGGAGUCGGGGGAUUAUCUGACAUAUCCAGUCUCAUUGAAGCUGGACAGCAGUUCGCGCAGCAGAUCCAGCAGCAGAACCCAGAGCUGAUCGAACAGCUGAGGAACCACAUCCGGAGUCGCUCGUUCAGCGGCAGCGCCGAGGAGCACUCCUGAUCCUGAUCCUGAUCCCAGCAGGGUCGAGAACUGAAGGAGGGCAGGUGGAGAAAGGGGCGCGAGUGCAAUCGUUUAAACCCCAGAUGGAGGGCAUGGCACUUUAUAUGAAGUCAUCAGAAGAGAAGAGGAAAACACAUUUAAACUCACCUGAUACACAGAGAGCAUUAUCUUAACACCCGAGUGAGGUUUCUUUGUGUUUGUCUGCGCAGUCCUCUCUUUAUGAAUGUAGCUGGUAACGACACAUCAGAGUUGAGUUUAUUUUACUAAACGAACGAUUGCUCAUAUGUUCGUUCCUGUUAAUUUGCUGUGGGGCCAUGGUUAUUAAUAUCCAAGGACAUUUUUUUAGGGAUAGUUCAGUCCUUAAAAAACAACCCACUCGUUGUUUAGUCAUGAGGGUGAGGAUAUGAUGACCGAAUAUUUGUUUUUAGGGGAACUAUCCCUUUAACACAUUCUUUGAUUAUUUUUUUAUUAUAUAUUCUGUCCGUUUUAGGAACAAGAGACAUUUGUGUGUGAUGAUCACUAUAUCAGCUGCUUCACUAAGCCGGUUUAUUUAGGCGUUUGAUUUAUCAGUAAUGAAAGCAAAAUAUUGCUAUAAUAAACAUAUUGUAUUCAUACAUACAUAUCACCGUUUGCGCUUUUCUUUUGCAUGCUCCAUAGUCGGAUAUUUAAAAUCUGAUGAGUGAUUAAAGAUUAUGUAAAAUGCUCAUAAAAACUGUUUGUCAAACAAAUGUUAAUAAAUGUGUCUUGAAAUCA
Carassius gibelio (silver crucian carp) is the source of this 1800-nucleotide messenger RNA. RefSeq names its product small glutamine rich tetratricopeptide repeat co-chaperone beta (gene sgtb). The record is from RefSeq and is a predicted model, not a curated record. Gene Ontology annotation, cellular component: TRC complex; membrane. Lineage: Eukaryota; Metazoa; Chordata; Actinopteri; Cypriniformes; Cyprinidae. The coding region runs from base 127 to 1047 and encodes 306 amino acids. Gene Ontology annotation, molecular function: molecular adaptor activity; protein binding. The transcript has 12 exons. Gene Ontology annotation, biological process: post-translational protein targeting to endoplasmic reticulum membrane.